CCUCCUUGGAUCUUUAAAAACGCGUUUUCAAAAACUCUUUUUACAGCGAUUUAUGUUGCGGGAUUCAGCAGCACGUGUUUUUAUUGCAGUUUUGUGUGCCUCGCUGUCUGCUCCUCCUGACUUGCUAAUUCAACGCUUCUUCCAGCAGAGUUUACUGUGUGAGACCGCAGGUCGAGAGGAUGACAGCACGAGCGUACUGCUCGUUGGGUGCGGUUUUAUUGUGUCUGUCUGCAUGUUGGAGCACAGCGGACACUGCAGUCGCAGUGUCCGGUCAGUGUCCGGCGAAGCUGAUGGUUGUGCCAUCCCUUAAAGGAUGUACUUCUGAUAGAGACUGCUCUGGAGGACACAAAUGCUGCCGAUUUGACUGUGGACCUGUGUGCGUGCCACCUGUUUUCACAAAGCCAGGAGAGUGUCCAAGUAAAAACUCUGGAGCAGUAAAGUGUGGCGACUUGUGUGCUUAUGACAGUGACUGUCCGAACAAUGAGAAAUGCUGCAGUAGUGGAUGUGGACAUCAGUGUAUGGCUCCAUGUACAGGGAUGCCUGCCGCCGAACCGCCCAAGCCUCCAGUGAAGCCCGCCGAACCACCCAAGCCUCCAGUAAAGCCCGCCGAACCGCCCAAGCCUCCAGUGAAGCCUGCCGAACCACAAAAGCCUGUUGAACCGCCCAAGCCUCCAGUGAAGCCCGCCGAACCGCCCAAGCCUCCAGUGAAGCCUGCCGAACCACAAAAGCCUGCUGAACUGCCCAAGCCUCCAGUGAAGCCUGCCGAACCACAAAGCCUGCUGAACCGCCCAAGCCUCCAGUGAAGCCCGCCGAACCGCCCAAGCCUCCAGUGAAGCCCGCCGAACCGCCCAAGCCUCCAGUGAAGCCUGCCGAACCGCCCAAGCCCGCCGAACCUCCCAAGCCUCCAGUGAAGCCCGCCGAACCACCCAAACCUGCCGCCGAACCACCCAAGCCUGCCGCCGAACUGCCCGAGCCUCCAGUGUAUGCUGAAAAUUGUCAAACUUGCGGCCGCGGGGAUGACGGCGGGCGCGGGCGCGGCCACGGGCACGAUGGCGGCCAUGGGCACGGGCACGGGCACGGCCGCGGCCGCGGGCACGAUGGCGACCGCGGGGACGACCGCGAGCACGGGCACGAUGGCGACCGCGGGGACGACCGCGAGCACGGGCACGAUGGCGACCGCGGGGACGACCGCGAGCACGGGCACGAUGGCGACCGCGGGGACGGGCACGGGGACGAUGGCGACCGUGGCCACGGGCACGAUGGUGAUCACAAGUCACGUGACCGUGGCAGCUGUGGUCAAGGAGGUCAAUGCAGUGGCUGUCAGUAGUGGUGAAAUCUUGGGUACUAGUUCUUAAAGAUCAAUUUAGUGCUUGAUUCAUGUUUUCCGUGUUUAUCACCAAAUAAAUCUUAUGUUUAGUGAA
Megalobrama amblycephala (Wuchang bream) is the source of this 1421-nucleotide messenger RNA. Its product is annotated as chitin-binding lectin 1-like. The record is from RefSeq and is a predicted model, not a curated record. Gene Ontology annotation, molecular function: peptidase inhibitor activity. Gene Ontology annotation, cellular component: extracellular region. Bases 180 to 803 code for a protein of 207 amino acids. The transcript has 4 exons. Gene Ontology annotation, biological process: innate immune response; antibacterial humoral response. Lineage: Eukaryota; Metazoa; Chordata; Actinopteri; Cypriniformes; Xenocyprididae.